CGGUUGAUGGAGGAGGACACAUGCUUCGAUCUCUCGAUCUUCACCGUUCAUUGUCAAAUGGGCCGUAGAAAUGGGCUGGGCCUAAUAAUAUUCCUCAUGGGCCCGUGCGCGGGCAACGCAUUGCUUUCGCGCCCGUCCCUUUGAUCAGAGAUCGAACUGAAGGAACUGGAAUUCCAUUUGCAAACACUCGAGCUCUUCUUCUUGUUCUCUCAUGGCGUCCUCGCUCUCCUCCUACCGGGAUCGCACCACGGAGUUCAGAUCCUUCUCGGAGACGUUGAAGAAGGCGCAUGGGCUCGCCGCCGAUCCGCUGCCGGUGAAGGAUGCAACUCUGUCCUUGGAGACGGAUCCCAUCGCAUCACGAUCCGAAUUCAACCGCAAGGCGUCGAGAAUCGGGCUGGGGAUCCAUGAAACUUCCCAGAAGAUCGCCAAACUGUCCAAAUUUGCCAAAAGGUCAUCCAUGUUUGAUGACCCAACCGUGGAAAUACAAGAACUUUCAGCCAUAAUAAAGAAUGACAUCACUGCACUCAAUAUUUCGAUAUCAGAUUUGCAAGUCCUCCAGAGCACAGAAUUAGCUGAUAUGAAUAGCUCAAAGGACAGAGUGGUCCAUGCCACAACUAUAUGUGAUGACUUGAAGAGCAGACUAAUGGGAGCUACAAAGCAGUUUAAGGAUGUCUUAACGGCAAGGACAGAGAACCUCAAAGCUCAUGAAAACAGGAAGCAAAUUUUCUCUACAAAUGCAUCAAGAGAGAACCCACUCAUGCAUCAACCCAAAACUGUCAGUGAGCCACCUCCUUGGUCAAAUGCGGCAACUCCCCUGCCAUCCUCAGUCGCACCCGUGAAUGGUCUUCAGCAAGGAAACCAGCUGAGGCGACGAUUAGCUGCAGAAAGCACAUCAUUGCAUCACCCUGAAAUGUCCAUGAUGCAGCAAGUGGUUCCUCGUCAGGAGAACUAUACACAAAGUCGUGCAGUUGCUCUUCAAAAUGUAGAAUCAACAAUAUCUGAACUAGGCGGCAUAUUUACCCAGUUGGCGACAAUGGUUGCUCAACAGGGCGAGUUGGCUAUCAGGAUUGAUGAUAACAUGGAUGAUUCAUUGACUAAUGUAGAGGGUGCCCGCAGUGCUUUGCUAAAGCAUCUGACUCAGAUAUCAUCAAACAGGUGGCUUUUAAUUAAAAUAUUUGCUAUUCUGAUACUCUUCCUCUUGGUUUUUGUCUUUUUUGUGCUGUGAUAUAUAGGCAUAAUUUUUUUUCUUUGCUAUUACUCAUGUACAGAGUAACAGAAAAUUUUUAUUUUCUGUUACUUGAUUCUGCCCGUAUUUUUUUUUGCUGUUUGACCCAUUCAUUUUGUAUUUUUAACUUUUGUCUUCCUUCCAUAUUUUGAGUUACUCUGUACUUGCAUUUGGAGCUUCACUACUUUUGAAUCUACACCGGUCAAAAGAAAUUCUUGAAGCUGGUACACGAUUGGGUUUCUGUAUAUAAGUAUGGGCACUGGGUGGAGAAUAUCAUUGUAUUUGAUUCCCCUGAAAACUUUGUACUAGUUCACAGUUCAUGUUGAGCUUUUUUUGUCAUCUUUUUAAUUCUCUGAUGCUUAACUUUGGCUAGAAAAUGGAACAAGUUUUUUCAUUGAGAAAGGA
Messenger RNA from Dioscorea cayenensis subsp. rotundata (Guinea yam), 1630 nucleotides. RefSeq names its product syntaxin-31. The coding region runs from base 212 to 1225 and encodes 337 amino acids. The transcript has 6 exons. The record is from RefSeq and is a predicted model, not a curated record. Gene Ontology annotation, biological process: endoplasmic reticulum to Golgi vesicle-mediated transport; vesicle fusion; intracellular protein transport. NCBI's taxonomy places the organism in Eukaryota, Viridiplantae, Streptophyta, Magnoliopsida, Dioscoreales, Dioscoreaceae. Gene Ontology annotation, molecular function: SNARE binding; SNAP receptor activity. Gene Ontology annotation, cellular component: SNARE complex; Golgi membrane; endomembrane system.